This is a messenger RNA of Acanthoscelides obtectus, 453 nucleotides long. NCBI's taxonomy places the organism in Eukaryota, Metazoa, Arthropoda, Insecta, Coleoptera, Chrysomelidae. The record is from the annotation of a GenBank genome assembly.
AUGGAAAGUUGGCUUAAAGACCUCAAAUGUGUUGCAACAAAAUCUUCCGACGAAGGCGAAGAUUCGAAAGAAGUACGCAGGCAGGAGGAUGCAGCAAUUCCAGAUCAAGACGGUGAUGCGACGACGUCAAUCAGCAUGGUUUCAAAGCCGAAAAAAAGAAAAUAUAAUGAAUCAUAUAUCAGUUUUGUUGAUUCCAACGGGUCACCUCUCUGUUUGUUAUGUAGUAAACUGCUUUCUAAUACUUCCAUGGUACCUGCCAAGAUGCGCCGACAUUUAGAAACAGUACACUAUGAGUUUAAGGAUAAGAAAAAUGAUUUUUUUCUUCGUAAAAAAGAGGAGUUGCUGAGAAGUCAGAAAACUAUGAUGCACACCACGCAAACUGUCAAUGAAAAAGCCAUGUAUUUAGUUAGCUAUCGCAAGCAAAUAAAGCGCACACUAUCGCUGAGGAUUUGA